Messenger RNA from Liolophura sinensis, 651 nucleotides. RefSeq lists its product as uncharacterized. The coding region runs from base 55 to 465 and encodes 136 amino acids. Lineage: Eukaryota; Metazoa; Mollusca; Polyplacophora; Chitonida; Chitonidae. The transcript has 4 exons. The record is from RefSeq and is a predicted model, not a curated record.
GAGGGCUUCGUGCAAGUGGAUCCUGCAGAAACGGCAACUGAAGAAGAAGAGAAGAUGAAGGUGGUACUGUGUUUGCUGGUUGUUGGGAUAUCAAGCUUCAGGAGCAAUGAAGCAGCCACGACGUUCGACCACGCACCAUUGGUUUACAAUUUCUAUGACGUCAUGGCUCAGGCUGCUUGUGCUGCCCGGGGCACAACAACAAACAGAAUCUGGGCAAUGAGGAGGUCAUGUUCUGGGGUCAAAACCUGUCAUCAGAUUUGCAAUGGUCACAGGCUGACAUGUAUUCACGCCUAUCACGUGUACAAAAAUCCCAAGAUUCUCCUAGAGAACAGCGACAUGCAGACAGACGAAGGUGUGAACGGGCUGAGUAUGACCAACUAUGUGGGUGGUUGCUCUUGGCGAGCCGGUCACUGUGGACCAAACUACUGCUGUUGUGAAGGUCCGUGGAACACGCCAUUCCCUUAAACCAGAUACUUUCUAACAAGAAAUGUGGUGUCGAAGUAGCAUGUGCUGUCGUAACAAAACGUAUACGUAGAAAUGCGUGCAAUUAAAACUUGCAAAACUGUUUAUGUCAAUUUGUCAUACAGAAAAUAAAAUCGAAAGUGUCUAAUUUUGUAAAUUUUUGUGUAGUAGAGUCAUUAAACUUCAACU